AUACUUCUAUUCUAUCUCGAGUCUCUUCAGUAGUUCCAACCUACAGUCCACGGAAGAUCUUGUUCCAUUUGCAGCGAUGGAACGAGGAAGCCAUGAGCAAGCUCACGACGUGGCGGUGGUGGUCGUCCCCAUCCCGGCGCAGAGCCACCUGGCGCAGCUCCUCCACCUCUCCCUCCUCCUCUGCGGCCGCCCCGGUGUCUCGGUCCACUACGCCACGUCCCCCACCCACAUCCGUCAGGCCAAGUCCAGGCUCCAUCCCGCCUGGGGCUCCGGCUCUGUUUCCCAGAUCCGUUUCCACGAGCUCCCCAUCCCUGCUUUCCCCAGCCCACCUCCCGACCUCAACUCUGCUUCCACCAAGUUUCCCGCCCACUUCCAACCCAUGUUCGACGUCUUCGAGCACCUGCGCACCCCGUUGUCCACCCUCCUCCGCUCCCUCUCAACCUCCUCCCACCGCGUCGUCGUCGUGCACGAUUCCCUCUCCUCCUUCGUUGCCGCUGAGGCUGCCGCUCUCCACAACGUGGAGUCCUACACCUUCCAUUGCGUUCCGGCUCUGUUCCAACUGGUAUUCUGUCUCCCGUCGGUCGCUGACGAGCUGAGAAAUGGAGGCUUGUCACUCCCUCCCUUGGACGGUAUCAUGACUGAAGAAUUCGGCGUCUUCGCGAGGCGCCAAUUGGCAGAGGCCACCGCCGGCGCCGGGACACUGUUCAAUACGUGCCGACCGAUCGAAGGCGUGUUCAUCGACCUUUUCGCUCGGGAACCCGAGCACCGUGACAGGAAGCUUUUCACUGUCGGGCCCCUGAGUCCGAUGGCACUCCUCCUCAACGGAGGCGGCCUUCGACAGCCACACGAGUGCUUGGACUGGCUAGACAAGCAAGCGCCGGCCUCGGUCGUUUACGUCUCGUUCGGGACGACGACGUCGAUGUCCGAAGAGCAGGUGAAGGAGCUGGCGAACGGACUGUUGCGCAGCGGGCAACGCUUCAUCUGGGUGCUCAGAGACGCCGACAGGGCAGACAUCUUCACCGCGGAGGAUAACGGGAAUCCCCGACGGAUGAAGCUGCCUCCGGAGUUGGAACAUAAGGUGGAAGGAACGGGGAUGGUGGUUCGAGGAUGGGCGCCGCAGCUGGAGAUUCUAGCCCACCCGUCGAUGGGGGCGUUCAUGAGCCACUGCGGGUGGAACUCGUGCAUGGAGAGCCUGUGCAUGGGCGUGCCCAUGAUCGCAUGGCCCAUGCACUCUGACCAGCCGACGAACGCCGCGCUAGUGACGGAGCACCUGAAGGUGGGCGUCACGGUCCGGGAGUGGACUCCUCGCGGCGACGAGGUGGUUGGGAGGUCAGACAUCGAGGAAGCUAUUAAGAGGGUGAUGGUUUACGAGGAAGGGAGAGCGACAAGAGCACGAGCAAGGGUUCUGGGCGAAGCUGUUCGAGCGGCGGCCGCCGAGGGAGGAGCAUCGCGUGCCGAGUUCGAUGCCUUUGUUGCGCACAUUACCAGAUGAUGCUGUUGGUAAUUAUCUAGAUAAACAGUUGUCAUGUUUUAAGUAUGUUGUAAGUAACCAUGAUUUAGAAGUUAUUAGACAGCUACUAUGUCUAAGUGAUUGGAUGAGGAGACCUAAUUAUUACUGGGUCAUAUAAAUAAGAUAAUAAUUUAUGAAGCAAA
Musa acuminata AAA Group (dessert banana) is the source of this 1653-nucleotide messenger RNA. RefSeq names its product putative cis-zeatin O-glucosyltransferase. The transcript has a single exon. NCBI's taxonomy places the organism in Eukaryota, Viridiplantae, Streptophyta, Magnoliopsida, Zingiberales, Musaceae. Bases 77 to 1492 code for a protein of 471 amino acids. The record is from RefSeq and is a predicted model, not a curated record. Gene Ontology annotation, molecular function: UDP-glycosyltransferase activity.